Messenger RNA from Tetrahymena thermophila SB210, 6468 nucleotides. RefSeq names its product transmembrane protein, putative. The transcript is spliced from 14 exons. The record is from RefSeq and is a predicted model, not a curated record. NCBI's taxonomy places the organism in Eukaryota, Ciliophora, Oligohymenophorea, Hymenostomatida, Tetrahymenidae.
AUGUAUAAUAAAUGCACAAAAAAUGAAAAUUAUUAAAAAAACAACUACAGCAGAAUGCUGUUAUAAGAUGAAUUAAAUUCUAUAGUUUAUGUAAAUCCACUUAAAAAAGAAAUGUACCCAGAACCUUUUUAAUAAGAUACAAUAUAAAAAGGAUCAGAAGAGCCUACAACAAUAUUUAUGGUGCCAAAAUCAAGCACUGUUGAUAUCAUUUUCGAUUUAAGGCAUGUCUAAAAUCAAAUAUAAAAGUCUAUAAGCUUUAGCUAUGGCAAAGACUGGGAUAUUGCGAUUUCUACAAGCUAGAGUUUCACUUUAGGUAAUUGGACACAGGACUUUGAAUCAAAUAAAAUUGAUCUACCUGAAUCAUUUUUAAACAGCACGAAUUAAAAAACAGAUAGUCAUAAAUUUGUUUUAUUUGCUUAUGAGGAUAUGCAUCUCAUGAUAUUCAUAAGAAUUCUUAAAAUAAAAUUCAGUUCUUUAAGUUCUUUAUUUAUUUAAACCACAAGUGUUCAUAUCUAAACUCCAUAUCGAGCUUCUAUGAAAAGUGGACUGAUAUUUCCUUUCAUAUUGUGGAGUAAUUCUCCUGUAAAUUUACCUUUAAAUUUACCUGAAAUGGUCAAUCCGAAUUAAGAUUAUCCUUUAAGCAUAGUUUCAUACACUACUGCAAAUCCUUCUUAGCAUAAUCAUCCAAUAAACCUGACUCAAUCUUCAGCAUAUACAUAUUACAUAAAUAAUGAUAGAUAUUGGAAGAACUUGCAUUAACUGGUUAUACCUUACCUGCCCUAUUUUACUAAUUGUAAAAAUUAUGGAUAAUUCAUUUAUCUUCAUUAAAUUAUAGAAAACCAUGAGUUAUGCCAUCUUGUUGACCCAAAGGAUACUGAGCCUAUUAAAUAAAUUAGUUUUUAAUAGGAACCUGUUUCUGAUUAAUGUGAAGAUUUAAAAUUUGAAUGCAUAAUGGAUGAUGCAUUUUAUUCUUCUAAUGCCCUUCCAAAGUUAUACUAAUUACCAAAAAAUACUAAUCUAUUUUAUAUGUCUGCUAAUCCUGUUGACAUUUAAGAUAUCUCUGUUGAUGGGCUUUCGUUCAAAAAGAGUGAAUUAAUCCCGGUUGUUUCUUUAAAUUAAGUUCCUGCAAAUUAUCUACCAGCAAGUAUUGAGCUCGCUAUUAAUUAUUACUAAGUUGAUAAAUACCAUAAAAAGAUAAUCAAAUGUGAAAUGGAGUUUAAGUCUCUUAUAAAUAAAGAGACACUAUCUUAAUAAUCUAAUUUCACAUAUGAAUUGCGUUUUUCAUUCCAUUCUAUGAGCCAUGCUGAAUUAGCUAUUGCUUUUGCCUUAGAUUAUCCUAUCUACUUGAUUCUUUCUUGCAUAAUAGGUUUAUUCAGUAUUGCAAUGAUUUGUAUAUAUUUUGCCUUCUACAAGAUUGGAAAUUUUUUAACAAGAAGAAAAAUAAAGACCUCGUCAAAUUAUUUCUUUCUUUCUUUUCAUGGAUUGAAAGAAUUAUUUCAAGAAGUUUAUUAUCAUUUAACACUUUACCCGCCAAUAAUAAAGGGAAUAGUUAUAUCAUUUUUCCCUAAAAUAAUAUUAUUCACUAUUUUAUCUGUCUUGAUGAUUGGGACUUUUUGGGGAUACACUAUUAUUGGCUGCAGUAGUUUAACUGAUGAUUAUUUAUGCGAGAAUUCUCUUUUUGAAAUUUUAUUUUAAGAAAAUAUUGCACAGGAAACAAGAAGAGGUAGGCUAGGAAUAAGUUUAGUUGUUAUUGGAUUUUACAUAUGUGUUAGAAUGGCAAUAGUUUUUAUUCCAGAUACAUAAGAAGAUAAAAUAUAAGAAGAGGUUACUAAAUUCACAAAGAAAAAUCCUGAAUUUCGAUACAAUAUAAUUUCGAUAUUAAAAUUUCUUUCAGAUGAGCCUAAGCUUUUGAAAAGCGAAUCUUAUGAUGGAAAUAUAUGGAGAGAUAAAGUUUGGAGCAGAGGAUUGUUUAUAUUUAUAACAAUACUGGUACUAGUUUUAAUGGUUAUUAUUUUAUACCUAUCUUUCUCUGUUUACUAUGCUACAAAUAUUUGGAUGUUUAUAUUUAUACUCAAAAUAACAUAAAUUAUUAUUGAAGAGGGUCUCAAAGUUUAUGUAGAAAAUGAGCUCUUGCUAGGGAGUUUAAGUUGUGUUAUGACUAUGAUAAACACAAUAUCUGGAUUAGGAGCAGAAAAUUACUUUGCUUAUCUAGUAAAUGUUUUCGUUGCUCUUGGAAUUAUGUGUUUCGAAAAAGUGAGUUAAGUGUUGAUAGUAAAAUAAAUAUCUCGAAGUUUAUUCAAAGCAUCAAAAAUAUUGAAUAAAUGGAUAGAGAAACAAUUUAUCACAAAUGAUAAUGAAGAAACAGAAGAAAAUGAUGAAGAAGAUGAAACAAAUGAUAUAAAUAGUUAAUAAGAAAAAGAAGAAUUUCAUUUUAAGAAAUAGGAAAAUAUAAGAGAUGAUAUUAGUGAAAUUGUCCUAACAGAGAUUUAUGAGGAGAGUUUUGGUUCCAUUGAAGAUGAUGAAGCUGAAACAGUUGAAGUAAAAAGGCAAAGCUUGUAAAUAAUAAACUCAAUUGGUGAUGUUUAUCAAGAUAAGUUAAUUGAGAUCAAUAAAUAAUAAUAAUUAACAUCUAAAGUAAGAAGUUAUAGCAGCAAUAGUGUGGAGUGUAAUAGUGAUCAAUUAUAGGAUUAGUUUGAGAUCUUAUUUUAGCACAUUUUCGAUAAAAAGUUUAUGAAAAAUUAUAAAAGGAAAGAAAGAUAAGAAAGCUUAACAGAAGACGAGGAUUAGCAAACUUAAAAACAAAAAAAUUUAGAAAAAGAAGAAAAAAACAAGUAAGUUAAAGUUUUCACAGACUUUUGCUACAAAUCUCUGAAUAUCUUAGAACUUCCCAUUCAAACAGCUUUUCUUUGGUUGUUUUAUGAUUCUAAUUAAAUAUUUACUAAGUGGAAUAUCACAAAAGAAGGUCUUGUAUUUUAUUUUCUUUUCUCUAUAUUUGCUAUCCCUUUUCAAAUAUGUGUAGAUAUUCUUUUCAUCAAAACUGUUGAAUAAUAUCACGGGGUUUGUAUUAAAGAUUAUGUAAAAUCAGUAAAAGAAAGAUAUAUAAAUAGAAAAUUUAACUGGAAAGCAGAUGAUACCUCUGAUGCCUUAAACUACCUUGAAAAAGAAUACUAAUAUAUUGAUGCUUGGUGCUUUUCCUCUUAGCUUUUCUUUUGUUACUGUAUAUUCUUGGCUGGUUCUAUAAGCAUUGUUUAAGGUGCAAUUACAAUAAUAAAUAAUCAAUAUAAUUUUUUAGGAGAUUAAAAGCUUACUAUUAUAAUCAUAAUAUGGGUGGUAUUUUGCUUUUUAGUUGAAAGACUAUGCUUUUUUUUUUAUGAACAUUCAUAAAUAUGGAAGAAAGAUUAAAAAUUUACAAAAAAGAUACCUAAAACUGAAGAAGAAAUAAGUUUAAAAUAAUAAGCACAUGAAUAGAUUUUAUCAAUUUAAAAUUUUAAUUCCCCGAACAUAACUAGAUAAUUACAUAAUCAAAAUACUUUUAGAAGGUAAGAAAAAAUUGAAAUGGAUUUAUCGCCUUUGCAGGUUAAUUCAAAUAAAGAGCCUAUGACACCAAAUCAAAUUCUAUCAAAUAUUGAUCCAAAUAAAUUGAAAUACCAAAAUACUUUUUUUGCUUAAAAAAGCCCAUUUUAGUUCGCAAGGUAGACUUCAUCAAGAGAAAAUUUUAACAAAAAAAGUGAUGAUAGACUGUUCACUUUUAAUUAAGGCGUUUUAAGUUAAUCUUAAUUCCAAACUAAAUAAUCAAUCCUAGCUAAUCAAUAUACAAGAAAAUUUUCUACAUUUAACAAGAACACUAUUAACAGUAAUCCUACAAUUUAAAAGUUUUUUAAAAGAUAUGAACAAAAUUUAUAUGAUGAAGAACUUGAAUACGAAGAUUUCUUUAAAGAAACGGCUAAAGAGAUUAAUAAAAAUAUAUAUUUAAAAAUGUAUCUUGACAGAGAGGUAGAAAAUGCUUAUGAGCAAAGUAUUCUAGUCCAUUCCUUUAUCUUAGAAAAUCUCUCAGAAUAAAAAAUGCAAACAAGUCCUUUGGCUGAUUUGACAAAUUUAGUAAUACAGAAAUUUAAAUACUCUCAAAAUAGUGAUUAAAAAAGAUUUUAGUGGGAAUCUUACAAAAAAAAUUUCAAAAAAGUUAAGAAAUACAAAGAGCGUGUUCAAAAGUUAUCAGAAAAGAAAAUUCACCUUUUAAAUCACGAAUACAAAGAUGAAAAGUUUCUUCAAAAAUUUAUUAAAAGAAAUUAAAUUUGGAUAAGAAAAAAUAUUAAUAUUAUGUUUGAUGACCUAAUAAAAGGAGUGUCUCAAUCCUAGCUUCCAUUACUGAGAAAUCAUAUUUUAGAAGGUUUUAAUCAAAUAUAUGGAGAUAUAAAAUAAGGUUCAGAUAAUUAAGUAAAAUCUAUAGUUUAGGAUUAAAUAACUAAAUAGGAAGCUUAAAAGUAUAUUGGAACUUAUGUACACUAUAUUUUAAGAUAUUGGAGAUAAAGAUCAACUAAUUUAUAAAUUGCUUAAAAUGUAGUUGGUGGAUAUUUGCUAAAAACUAAUAAUUCAUAAAAUUGUGAGUAUUGUAAUAAGAAUUGGGGAUUAUAAGUGUAAACAAAGGAAAAUGUGGAAGAUCUCUUUAACAUUUUUUAUAAAAAUGAGUGCAGAAGAAUAAAAUUUUACUUUAAUGUUGUUUAGUUGUUUGAAAAAGAUUGUUUAGUUAUUGAUAAAAACACCUAUAAAAGAGAUAAAGAAAGAUGUAACACAUUGAAAUCUCUAAAAUUCAUAAAAUUUUAAGAUCCUAUGUUUCAAGAAGACUUUAAUGAGAGUAAUGAAAAUAAUAUUUUAGAUAACUCAAAAGAUUUUGAUGACACCUAUAAUAAUGACAAAUCGUAUGAUGAUUAAUAGAUAUAAUUAUCUUCUUAAUAAGAAAUAAAUUCUUAUUAAUAAAGAAGGAAAAAUUCUAAAUAAACUGCCUUCUUUGUUGAGCACUAAAAUUUAAGUAAAGAAAAGCUAUCUCAAAUAAUGAACAAAAAAAAAUUUAUUGAAAGAUGGUAAGAGUUCUUUUUUAAGAAUGCAACUUUUGUCAGUGUCUGCUUCUAAUGCAAUGAGGAAGCUAUGGAGCAAUUUAUUUAUUAAGUUUAAAGAGAAAGGAAAAUUAAAGAAUAAGAAGAUCUUUUAUUAAAAUAGUAUUAAUAGCAUUUAGUGAAACUUAAUGAAAUAAAUGACAAUAAUAUUUUACACGAGCUUGAAGAAUAAGAUAAAAAAGAUAUCGAGUAUGAAAAAAUUGAAGAAUUUGGCUCUAAUUACAAAUAAAAUAGCUGGAAGAAAAAAGAUUAGAAAAAAUUGAAAGGAACAACGAUAAUAGAAGAAGACUUUUGUGAGAGAGUUAUUAACGAAGUCGUAAAUGAAGUUAAAGAAGAUGAGGAAGAUGAUACAGGCUAUUACAAUAACUUAACUAUGAGAGUAAAAUCCUUCUCUAGUAAACCUUAGAGGACAUCUCUAUUUAAUAUAAGAGAAAAGGCUGAUUCAGCUUCUUCAAAUAAAGUUGACAAUGUCUCUUCAUUUUCUCCAAAACAUUAUCAAAGUCUUUAAUUAAUAAAGCUUUAAAAUAUUGGAUUCGAUUAAUAGAAUAAAAAUAAAGAUGAGUGUUAAUCUCAUACUUAAAGAGAAUCUUAAGAUAUUCAAUAAAAUCAAAAAUCUCUCCAAACUAAUAGAGGUAGCCUUUUUUUAAAUGCUAAAAAUAGCAGUAAAGAAAUCCAUAAUAAAUCAUAAAAUUCAGGUGAAAAAUCUUUUAACCACAAAAGCAACAGCAGUAGCAGUAAUAGUAGUGAAAAUAGUAGCAGCGAGAACAGCAGUGAUUCAGAGUCUCGACAACAAAAUGAUAGCAAAUUAUAAAGAAAGAAAUCGAUUCAUCUAAAAAGCAAUAAAAGUUUCAAGUCACAUGAAUCCAAAACUCAUCCUUUAACUUCAGAAUAGUUAAUAAAAUCUCAUAGUUAAAUUAAUAAUUCAGUUUAAAGAGAUAAUAAUAAUAAUAUAAAUAACAAUAAAGAUAAAGAGCAUAUUUAAUUAUUAGAUCCCCAAAAAAUAUUAGGAGAGUAUAAAUUAUAAAAAUCAAGUAAUACCUUAAUUACAUCUAAUAAUGAAAUCGAUGCUUCUAACUUAAAUAAUUUCAUUGAAAAUCCAUCAAAUUUAAAUUAAAUUAUGAGUUAAUAGAAAAAAAUAAUAAACUUUAAUAAUAUUUAAUAGAGUAAUUAUUUUAACAAUAUAACUAUUUAAAAAACUGAAAAUGCUUAAACUGAAGAUUUUUUCUUCUAAAGUGCAAGAAAUAUUUCAUAGGAUUACUAACAAGCAAUUAGCAGUUAAAAUUAAUACAUAGAAGAAGUAUUAAAUUAUUCUAGUAAUAUUUCAUAUAAUAAGUAAUCCAAAAAUAAAGAAAACUGA